Miscanthus lutarioriparius is the source of this 924-nucleotide messenger RNA. NCBI's taxonomy places the organism in Eukaryota, Viridiplantae, Streptophyta, Magnoliopsida, Poales, Poaceae. The record is from the annotation of a GenBank genome assembly.
AUGGAGCGGCUGCAGCGGAUCUUUGGCGCCUCCGGCAUGGGGCAGCCGCCGACGGACUCGCCGCUGCUCGACUCCUCCGAGCAGGUCUACAUCUCCUCCCUCGCGCUUCUCAAGAUGCUCAAGCACGGGAGGGCGGGCGUGCCCAUGGAGGUCAUGGGCCUCAUGCUCGGCGAGUUCGUCGACGACUACACCGUCAGGGUCGUCGACGUCUUCGCCAUGCCGCAGAGCGGGACUGGGGUCAGCGUCGAGGCCGUUGACCACGUCUUCCAGACAAACAUGCUUGACAUGCUCAAGCAGACCGGCAGGCCAGAAAUGGUUGUAGGCUGGUAUCACUCACAUCCUGGCUUCGGUUGCUGGCUAUCAGGCGUUGAUAUCAACACUCAGCAGAGUUUUGAAGCUUUGAACCCCAGGGCGGUUGCUGUUGUGAUAGACCCCAUCCAAAGUGUGAAGGGAAAGGUGGUUAUUGAUGCAUUCCGCCUCAUUAAUCCUCAGACCAUGAUGCUUGGCCAGGAGCCACGGCAGACAACAUCAAAUGUUGGGCACCUAAAUAAGCCAUCUAUUCAGGCUCUUAUCCAUGGGCUGAACAGACACUAUUACUCAAUUGCAAUCAAUUACCGGAAAAAUGAGCUUGAGGAGAAAAUGUUGCUGAACUUGCACAAAAAGAAAUGGACCGAUGGGCUAAUUUUGAAGAGGUUUGACACUCACUCGAAAACCAACGAGCAGACUGUCCAGGAAAUGCUGAACCUAGCCAUCAAGUACAACAAGGCAGUGCAAGAGGAGGACGAGCUGCCACCUGAGAAACUUGCGAUAGCAAAUGUGGGUCGGCAAGAUGCAAAAAAGCAUUUGGAAGAGCAUGUGUCGAACUUGAUGUCAUCAAACAUAGUUCAGACCCUAGGAACCAUGCUCGACACGGUUGUCUUUUAG